UUGCACAUGGAGAUUGAUGGAUUGACGACCGACCGACCGACAGUCUCGCCGUUUUGUUGUCUGUGGUAGAUAUGAACAACCCAUAAAUUUGUCUGGUCUCUCUCCCUCUCUGUCGCUAUCAUUUCGAUGCAGCUCCUCACCCACACUCUCGCCCUCUGUGUCAUUCUUAUUCCUCCCCUUCGCCGUAUUCGGCGUAUGAGGGCAUCUUGGACAUGAGUGCGACGUCCAUCGUGAUGCCCCAGUGGUCGCUGAUCUCCUCACCCAACUCCUGCACCACCAAAUCAGCCCCCCUGACCCACACACACACACACACACACAUCCAUGAGUGAAUCCCUGCACCUUGUGUGUGUGUCCACCCCCCUCCCCACCUGCACUCGAUCCACCCCAGCUCGAGCACUAGGUCCUGGUUUCGGCCCGGCAGCCAUGCGUCGUAGUCGACGGCAGGGUCGUCGAGAAUCUCUGCCGGCGGGUGUGUCGACACCAGCCGCCGGAUGACGGCCGGCGGGAUGGCGAUGCGGUCCACCGACAUGAUGUAGUCCACACGGCCGCGGAACGGCCAGAUGAACAGGCUGUUGGGCUUGUUCCGCCGGCCCUUGCUGUCCUCCGAAGCAGACCAACACAGACAUGGGCAUGGAGGCAUGCAUCAUGUGCUGUGCGUGGGCUGGGCUGUUUACCCACCUGCUGUCCGUCCUCCGGUAUGCCCUGGAGGGUGGCGUCGCUCUGGAUGUGUUUGUGGAAUGGGUUGUGGCCGCGGUCGAAGAGGUCGCGGCACUCGGCCGUGUGGUCGAGGGUCAUGAGCUUGCCAUACAGGUUCGGGUGAGCCUCCGAAUCGAUGUUGAAGUCACCCAUUAUCUGACACACACACACACACACACACACACACAGAGAGAGAGAGAGAGAGAGAGAUGACAGGGGCAGAGAGGGGGAGAUGGGGAGAGAGGGAACACGAAUGUGUGUGUGCUGACUAGUAUGUAUACGCCGGUGAGGUCCUUCCUGCCCUGGUUGUAGAUGAACUCCUCCCACAGACGCUCUGUGACGAAGUUCUUCAACACAGACAAGUUCUUGCGACGACGCUCCGAACCUGACGCGCAGCCCAAGCCCAUCCACACACUGGUGGUCCGCCAUCCCAUCUGUGUGCAUCACAUGCACACUCACACAGGUGUGUGUUCCGACUCACCCAACACGUUGAAAUGCGCGUUGAAGACAUACAAGCGGGGCUCCAUCCUCACGGCGGCCGCCAGCUCGUUGGCCGCCUGCACGGCCUCCUGCAUCUUGCCCUCGCUAGGGGCAUCCGACAGCCCGCUGGGUGAGGCACCGAGAGUGAACUCGACGCAGGUGACGUUUUGGUUGGCCAAGGGGAGGGACUGCCGGAAGGGGCGCUUCCCCGCAUGCUCAAACGUCAGUAUGUCGGGACGCCACGCCUGCAGCAAACCGCUAACGACAGACAGGACGACAGACACACGGCAGAAGAGAGGUCAGGUCGGUUGGCAUUCGUUCGGCGUAUGAGUGAGUGCUGCGAUCGUGUCGUGUGAGGCAUGUGUGGGUACUGUACCCAGUAGCGGCGCAGUAGGUGCGAAUAGGGCCGAUGAUGCCGCCGAUGAUGCCUCCCACCCACCCCUGGAAGUCCUGCUCCACACGAUGGGUGUCCUCCAGCUCAUCUUGCAACUCGCGCAGACCUGCACCCCACACCUCCUGCACACACACGCACACAGACGACCACAGUCAGUGCAACAGGCCCCGCACGUGUCCGCCUGACCUGCAGGCACACGAUAUCAUGUUCCGCUGCGAUUCUCCCAAUCCUGCCGCCCCUCGCCGCCUGCCGUGUGCAGUUCCAGAAGACCGAGUUGAAGGUGAGGAAUGGCGGCACCAGGUAGCAAUUCUGCGUGUAGAGCGACAGGGGGUACUCGGGCCCUUCCUCGCCUCCAGUGGCAUGCGACGCGCCGGACUCUUCGCCAGCGCUGCCGGUUGGCUCAGAACGCCGUGAUGAGCCUUCUGGCGAUGAUGUCGACUUCAUGCUCUACAUAGGCACCAAGAAGGCCAUAGCUGGGCUCCCU
Molecule: messenger RNA, 2054 nt
Organism: Vitrella brassicaformis
Lineage: Eukaryota; Vitrellaceae
Source: the annotation of a GenBank genome assembly